AUGCCACCAUCUUCUCAUCCAAAACAGCGCGAGACAAAGCGUGUCAUGCCGCGCGGGGUGCGUGGUAAGGAGGACAGCUUGUACCUCAAGUGGAGUGUGGUCAUGAAUCCAAGCGAGCUCCUAAAAGAGCUCGUUGGCAACCGCGAGCAUGCUCGAGCCCUCUUCCAUGGACUGAGGCGCCAAGUCAAAUCCGUCCGCCACCGCUCGCAGUCCUACGACGAUGGCCAGGUCACGAUCUACGACCGUGUUCUUCUUCGCCUCUAUGACGAGGGACACACCAUGCAACACUACGGUCUGCUUGAAUUCUACCUGGCCGAGUAUCUGGGAACCAAGAACUGUCACUCGGAGGAGGAGAACAACUCUGUCAUUGCUGCCCACUUUGCUGCCCAGCGCAUCCUGGACAAUGGCCCUAUUUCCGAAAUCCCAAUUACUGAAACCGAUAGCGUGGGAGCUGCCACCGACGAGAUCGAGACUGGCAAGUCGUCACAGAACUCUGGCGCAACCAAGUCAUCCCACAUCGACAAGCUCAUCCAGGUAUACCAGAAGGCCAAGGCUGACUACUACAUCCUUCAGGUUUCUGAGAACCACCUUGAGCGAACCAGCAGUGUUCGAUUUCUCCGUGACACGGCUGAGAACCUUCUGCGAUACCUGAUGUCAGCCGACAAAGACCACGAUCUGAUUCCCGAAAUUGAGGAUAUCAUCCAGGUUAGCCAGGCACGUGCAAGUCAACUAGCUGGCGGCCGCAAGCGCAAGUUUGAGCGCAUGGACAACGACUCGAGGGGCAGCCCAAGCCUCAGCCCCUACCGACCUCGCGGAUACUACAGAGACCAGCGCGGAGGACACAAGCGUCGGGACCGAUAUGUCCCCGACAGUGUCACAUGGGACCAUAGCCACAAGGGUGGAUGGGAUCAUAGCCAUGUCAAUAGAAGGAUCGGAUGGGAUAAUCGUGCCUUGGACUCCUACCGUCCUUAA
Molecule: messenger RNA, 972 nt
Organism: Penicillium hordei
Lineage: Eukaryota; Fungi; Ascomycota; Eurotiomycetes; Eurotiales; Aspergillaceae
Exons: 3
Coding region: 1-972 (323 amino acids)
Source: RefSeq, a predicted model, not a curated record